UUGACACAUUUCUUAAGCUACAUACAUGUGCUCGUGUGUAGCCUCUUUAAGAAUGGAUUCUUGGGUAGUGCUGUGUCGGAAAUUACCAAACGUUAGCAGAGUGAGGAAGAGCUAGCAUGCUAAUAGCUGUAAAACCGUCAAAUCUCAACAAUGUGUGUCAAACGUAAUAACAAUCAAAGGUCGUGUCAUUAGAUUUAAAGCGGAAUAAUUUGAAGAAGUUGCACCUCAUAGCGCCAGCUCCGUGUCUGUAGCGAUGUAUGGACGUGUGUACUCCAGGAUUCUCCAUCGAGCUUUUAGCUACAAGCUGAAGGUUUAUCGCAAAGUCCCAUUCCAAGUUUGUAUCUUGACAGCCCUCAACUGUCCCUUUUCAUCCUGGAGUCCGUCUCGAUCAGACCAAAGUUUCUGCACUGGGGAGGAAUCUGGAGUCUGGACUCGAAGUUGCUGUCAUUUCUCAACACGAGAGGAUUUAGACUUUCAGCAGAGCCUAGUGCAGAUUAAUAGCAUCCUAAGAAGCAAUGAACAGACUGUGAAUGUGCCUGAGUUUGAUGGGAGGGCACUCAGCGCUGUGAGAAAGUUCAACAGCAACCAUUUACCUGCAAAUACUCCUAAUGAGGAUCGUCGUAGUGCAGCCACAUGCUUACAGUCAAAGGGCAUGCUGUUUGGAGUGUUUGACGGCCACGGGGGCUGGGCAUGUGCUCAGGCCGUAAGCGAGCGGCUGCUGUACUAUAUAGCAGUGGCAAUGAUGCCAAAGCAAACCCUGGAAGAGCUUGAUAAGUGCAUGGAACUUGGCAGGCCUGUCCCACCCAUCUUACAAUGGUAUAAACAUCAUUCAGAUUUUAACUAUCGCGAAUCCGCCCCCCUGUACAUAAGACAUCUUAGAGUCUUCUGGCAAGAGUUACUGGACAAUGAGGAGCAUGAAGAAGGCAUGAGUCCUCAGGAGGCCCUGAGUUGUGCCUUUAGACGUCUUGAUGCCGACAUCUCUUUGGAGGCUCAAGUCCCACUUCCCAGUGACCUUAUGAAAAGUACAGCCAUCCAGGUGGCGUUUGCUGGAUGCACUGCCUGUGUGGCUCACGUUGGAACCGAUGGGAUCCACGUGGCAAAUGCAGGAGACUGCCGCGCAGUUUUAGGGGUGCAGAACAGUGACGGUUCAUGGAGUGCUGUCCCUCUUUCCAAAGACCACAACUCACAGAACCAAGAUGAGCUGGAGCGUAUCAGAGCACAGCAUCCACCUUCAGAGAGAGACACAGUGGUCACAGAAGAGAGACUGCUGGGGGUUCUCAUGCCUCUACGCGCCUUCGGUGAUGUGAGAUUCAAGUGGAGCGUCGAGCUGCAGCAGAGCAUUUUAGCCAGCCUUGAAGCUGGAGUGGAUCUCGACUCUCUGAACUUGUAUCAGUACACUCCGCCUAACUAUUUAACACCGCCGUACCUGGAAGUGACACCGGAGAUAACCUAUCACAAGCUGAGACCCCAGGACCGCUUCCUGAUCCUCGGCACCGACGGGUUGUGGGACGAAUUCUCAAGCGAGGAGGCAGUGCGGCUAGUUGGAGAACACCUGAGUGGAAUUCAUUUACAGGCUCCAGUUUCUCCUUCGGAGCGGAAGCUGAAGCUGGGUCAGAUGCACGAACUCUUGCUGAAGCGGCGAGCUCGCGCCUCUCCGGCUCUGGAUAAAAACGCCGCCACUCAUCUGAUCCGACACGCUCUUGGAACUGGAGAGUAUGGGGAGCUGUCCCAGGAGAGGCUGGCCUCAAUGCUCGCUCUGCCGGAGGACCUGGCCAGAAUGUACAGGGACGAUAUCACAGUUACUGUGGUGUAUUUGAACUACGACCUGGCUAGACCCCGCCACAGUUAGCAGACUCAGUGAGUCGUACCACAGAGCUACGCUUGGUUACGUACAGUCAGUAUUUUGUCAUGGCCGGUGUUACGUGAGCUAUUUUACAGAUGAGAUGAAGUGAAAUGGUUGUUUUUCAAUGUCAUAUUCUGUCCAGAUAUUAUUUUACAUGAAUCACUGUUGAUUACCUUUAAAAUUUCAGACAUAUAAUCCCAGUUUUCCUUUGGGAGAGAAUGUUUCAUGUCAGCACUUUUACCUUUGUCAGUAUUCCUGUUGGUGUCUUGCACAGACAAUCCAUCUUUGCCUUUUUUUUCCGUUUACUUUGUGUUAAUGUGAGGCUAAGAAGUUUACCGUAAAAUUUCUAUGAAGAGUAUCAUGUUGAUUUAAUCAACUGUUGAUGUUUUUAAAUUAUCUGUUCCAUAAUGG
Poecilia latipinna (sailfin molly) is the source of this 2254-nucleotide messenger RNA. It is a transcript of the gene pdp2, whose product is annotated as putative pyruvate dehydrogenase phosphatase isoenzyme 2. The record is from RefSeq and is a predicted model, not a curated record. Gene Ontology annotation, molecular function: [pyruvate dehydrogenase (acetyl-transferring)]-phosphatase activity; cation binding. Gene Ontology annotation, cellular component: mitochondrion. Bases 254 to 1849 code for a protein of 531 amino acids. The transcript has 9 exons. Gene Ontology annotation, biological process: protein dephosphorylation. NCBI's taxonomy places the organism in Eukaryota, Metazoa, Chordata, Actinopteri, Cyprinodontiformes, Poeciliidae.